AUGCAACAUUCUGAUGGCUCCAGGACGCUCGUCCUACACGAUGGCCAGCCACGAGAAGAGGAACUUGAACACGAGUCGCCAGAAGAUAUACUUGCAAACGAGGGUGUACUACACCUACGUGGAAGCAGGAGAACUCAUCCACAUGUGAGAUGGGAUGACGAUGUCAUUGAUAAUGAAGGAAUGGGUAAAAAGAAAACGAAGAUUUGCUGCAUAUUCCGCAAGGAUAAACCCUUUGGCGAGUCCUCGUCGUCCGAUUCUAAUUCGAGCGAUUCGGAUGCAGAUUCGGACUCGGAUUCUGAUUCAGGACGUGCUCAGCCUGGUGGGAGGAUGGGUCAGCGUCGGAAUUUCUUACAUCGAUCGCAUCCGCAUCCUCAUGAUCAUGACCACGAUAGCGAGUGUAACGGGGAUGGAGAUGGCCUGGCGAUGCAGGAUACUGAUGAGAGUACGGUCGUGCAACAGCUUUCGGAUGAUGAAUAUGAACCAAACGCAUAUGAGCGACCACCUGGCUGGAAGAGGGGGAAAGGGAAGAGAGUUGAUAAAGACAACGCAGUGUUCAACCCUGGAGAUUAG
Molecule: messenger RNA, 570 nt
Organism: Fomitiporia mediterranea MF3/22
Lineage: Eukaryota; Fungi; Basidiomycota; Agaricomycetes; Hymenochaetales; Hymenochaetaceae
Exons: 2
Coding region: 1-570 (189 amino acids)
Cellular component (GO): nucleus
Molecular function (GO): protein serine/threonine phosphatase inhibitor activity; protein phosphatase 1 binding
Source: RefSeq, a predicted model, not a curated record